CUAACCAACCGGAAGCGCGGAUUGAUUCCUCCAUGGCCAACAAGGGCGGAUAGAAAAAAGGGAGAAAUCAGACGAGUCCUUAUUAAAUAAUAAGCUAUUAAGCAUCGACCGGAAUUUGUCAAUAGGAAGAGGAAAGCGUUCAAAUCUUAAACUGAGUGAUUCUCCGCUGGAAGAAGGGAUUAUUCUGAGGAAUAUGGGAUCUACCUUCAGGGUCCUUACCUGCUGGGCACCGUAAUGGUGCUACCUAUCCCAGCUGAGCACUUCGCUUCCCUCUGAAGGAGCAGGAUGACAAGAUGGCACAGCUGCUUAUACCGCCCGGACCUGACAGCUUCCGCCCCUUCGUCCCCGAGUCGCUGGCCGCCAUCGAAAGGCGCAUCGCCGAGGAGGAGGCCCAGAGACCACGGGUGGAGCGCCGCAGCGACAGCGACGAUGAAAAUGGGCCCAAGCCCAACAGCGAUGUGGAGGCGGGGAAAUCUCUCCCCUUCAUUUAUGGGGACAUCCCUCCCGGCCUGGUGUCCACUCCUCUGGAGGACAUCGACCCCUACUAUAGCAGUCAGAAGACCUUCAUAGUAUUGAAUCGUGGGAAGGCAAUCUUCCGUUUCAAUGCCACUCCUGCUUUGUACAUCCUAAGUCCCUUCAAUCCUCUGAGGAGGAUAGCUAUUAAAGUUUUAGUGCACUCGAUGUUCAGCAUAUUGAUCAUGUUCACGAUCCUGACCAACUGUGCUUUCAUGACCCUCAGUAAUCCCCCAGAUUGGGCCAAGAAUGUAGAGUACACAUUUACGGGGAUUUACACCUUUGAGUCCCUUAUAAAGAUCCUGGCCAGGGGCUUCUGUGUGGGGAAGUUCACUUUCUUGCGAGACCCGUGGAACUGGCUGGACUUCAGUGUUAUCCUCAUGGCAUAUGUCACAGAGUUUGUGGACAUGGGCAAUGUCUCAGCACUGCGAACCUUCAGGGUUCUGCGAGCCCUGAAAACUAUAUCAGUCAUCCCAGGUUUGAAGACUAUUGUUGGUGCACUGAUCCAGUCAGUGAAAAAGCUGUCAGAUGUGAUGAUCCUCACCGUGUUCUGUCUCAGUGUCUUUGCCCUCAUCGGCCUCCAGCUCUUCAUGGGCAACCUGAGGCAGAAGUGCGUGCGCAUUCCUUUGGGCAGCAACACAACUUUGAACAACACACAUGAAAGCAACAACACAUUGGUGGAGAACAUCACAUUGGUGGAGAACGUCACGUUCAUGGAGAACAUCACAAAAAACUCCUUCGACUGGAUAGAGUACAUCAAUGAUGAGAGAAAUUACUAUUACCUCCCUGGCCGUAGGGAUGCUCUGCUCUGUGGAAAUGGCAGUGGUGCUGGGUCUCAAGUCAGAUUGAGCAGGGUCUGCCCAGAGGGCUUUUCAUGUUUGAAAGCAGGUCGCAAUCCAGACUACGGCUACACCAGCUUUGACACCUUCAGCUGGGCCUUCCUGUCCUUGUUCCGCCUCAUGACCCAAGACUACUGGGAAAACCUCUACCAGCAGACUUUGCGUGCAGCAGGGAAGCCCUACAUGAUCUUCUUCGUGCUGGUGAUCUUUCUGGGGUCUUUUUACCUGGUCAACCUGAUCUUGGCUGUGGUGGCCAUGGCUUAUGACGAGCAAAACCAGGCCACCAUCGAGGAGGCCCAGCAGAAAGAGGAGGAGUUCCAGGCUAUGCUGGAGCAGCUGAAGAGACAGCAGGAGGAGGCACAGGUUGCCGCGGCAGCAGCCACAGAGAGUGGCGAAUACAGCGGGAGAGGACGCCCUACCUCCGAGUCCUCCUCAGGGACAUCUAAGCUCAGCUCGAAAAGCGCCAAAGAGCGACGCAACAGGCGGAAGAAGAGGAAGCAGAGGGAGGAAGAGGAGGAGAGGGGGUGCCGUGACAAGUUCCACAAAUCUGAGUCUGAGGACAGCAUCAAGAGGUCCAGCUUCCGUUUCUCUAUUGAUGCCAACAGGCUUUCUUAUGAGAAGAGAUGCUCUUCACCCAACCAGUCUCUUCUCAGUAUCCGUGGCUCAAUCUUCUCACCUCGGAGGAACAGCCGUGCAAGUCUUUUCAGCUUCCGUGGCCGGGCGCGAGACAUGGGCUCCGAGAACGACUUUGCGGAUGACGAGCACAGCACCUUUGAGGAGAGCGACAGUCGCCGGGGCUCCUUGUUCUUGCCGCGCCGCCUCGAGCGCCGGUGCAGUGCCGUUAGCCAGACCAGCCUCGGAGCACCUCGGAUAAUGCUGCCCGCCAAUGGCAAGAUGCACUGUGCAGUAGACUGCAACGGUGUGGUGUCACUGGUCGGUGGAACUUCUGCAACAACCUCUCCUGUAGGUCUCCUGCUGCCUGAGGGGACAACUACAGAUACUGAGCUUAAGAAACGGCGGUCGGGUUUUCACCAGCCAUCUAUGGAUUAUUUAAAUGAACCAGGUGGCCGACAGAGAGCCAUGAGUGUGGCCAGUAUCCUCACCAACACUAUGGAAGAACUUGAAGAGUCGAGACAAAAAUGCCCUCCUUGCUGGUAUAGAUUUGCCAACACCGGCCUGAUCUGGGAUUGUUGUCCUGCGUGGCUGAAAAUCAAAGAGAUUGUCAGCAUGGUGGUCAUGGAUCCAUUUGUGGAUCUAGCAAUCACAAUUUGCAUAGUCCUCAACACCCUUUUCAUGGCCAUGGAGCAUUACCCCAUGACAGAAGAAUUUGAUAAUGUCCUUUCUGUGGGAAACUUGGUGUUUACAGGCAUCUUCACAGCAGAGAUGUGCUUUAAGAUUAUCGCUCUGGAUCCCUACUAUUACUUCCAGGAGGGCUGGAACAUCUUUGAUGGCAUUAUUGUUAGCCUCAGCCUGAUGGAGCUUGGCUUGGCUAACGUUGAAGGGCUGUCUGUACUCAGGUCCUUCAGAUUGCUGAGAGUCUUCAAACUAGCCAAGUCUUGGCCAACUUUGAACAUGCUCAUCAAGAUCAUCGGUAACUCUGUGGGUGCUCUGGGAAAUUUGACUCUGGUGCUGGCCAUCAUCGUGUUCAUCUUCGCUGUGGUGGGCAUGCAGAUGUUUGGCAAAAACUACAAGGAGUGCGUGUGUAAGAUUUCAGAGGACUGCAUGUUGCCCCGCUGGCACAUGCACGAUUUCUUCCACUCCUUCCUUAUCGUGUUCCGGGUGCUGUGUGGAGAGUGGAUUGAAACCAUGUGGGACUGCAUGGAGGUGGCAGGACAGACUAUGUGUCUUAUCGUCUUCAUGAUGGUCAUGGUGAUUGGAAACCUGGUGGUUCUAAAUCUCUUCCUGGCUCUCCUACUGAGUUCAUUCAGUGCCGACAACCUGGCGGCAACCGAUGAGGACAGCGAGAUGAACAACCUGCAAAUUGCUGUGGGCAGGAUCCAGCGGGGCAUCGCAUUUGUCAAAAACGCAGUGCGGCAGUUCCUCCAGAGCUUGUGCUUUGGCAGGGGUGGAAAGGGCUCUGGUCUUGCUGAGGAAAGCAAACCCCUGGAUGAACUACACAGCAAUGGCAAGGGCAACUGCAUUUCCAAUCACACAACAGUGGAAAUCACCAAAGACCCCAGUGGGGUGUACAUGAGGGAGGGCAACGGACGACCAGGAGGGCUGGUGGUUGGGGUCAGUGUAGGACGGGACAGUACGGGAAAAUACCCAGUUGAGGACUGUGACUACAUGUCAUUUAUUCAUAACCCCAGCCUGACAGUCACGGUGCCUAUUGCUGUGGGCGAGUCAGACUUUGAGAACCUAAACACAGAAGAUUUCAGUAGCGACUCAUCUGACGUGGAGGGCAGCAAAGAGAAGCUCGACGUAGAGCCCCAGCCACUGAGCUCAUCGGAGGGGAGCACAGUCGAUAUCCGCCCCCCUGGAGAUGGGGUUGAUUCAGUGGAGCUGGAACCUGAGGAGUCACUGGACCCAGAAGCCUGCUUUACAGAGGGCUGUGUGCGCAGGUUCCAGUGCUGCCAGAUCAGUGAGGAGGGAGACAAGUUUAAGAGCUGGUGGACACUCAGGAAAACCUGCUUUAUCAUAGUAGAGCAUAACUGGUUUGAAUCCUUCAUCAUAUUCAUGAUUCUGCUGAGCAGUGGAGCACUGGCUUUUGAGGACAUUUACAUCGAGCAGCGGCGGACCAUCAAAACCGUGCUAGAGUACGCAGACAAAGUGUUCACUUACGUCUUCAUCCUUGAAAUGCUGUUAAAGUGGGUGGCAUAUGGCUUUGUCAAGUACUUCACCAAUGCCUGGUGCUGGCUGGACUUCUUAAUUGUAGACGUGUCCUUGGUCAGCCUGGUAGCAAAUGCUCUGGGCUACUCUGAGCUUAGUGCCAUCAAAUCUCUGAGGACACUGCGAGCUCUACGGCCCCUGAGGGCCUUGUCUCGGUUUGAGGGCAUGAGGGUUGUGGUGAAUGCAUUGCUGGGAGCCAUCCCCUCCAUCAUGAACGUGCUGCUGGUCUGCCUCAUAUUUUGGCUCAUCUUCAGCAUCAUGGGUGUCAACCUGUUUGCGGGCAAGUACUACUACUGCGUCAAUGCCACCACGGAUGAGCCCUUCCCUAGCGAAGUCGUCAACAACAAGUCUGACUGCCUGAGCUUGAAUGACAGUGCCCGCUGGAAGAAUGUUAAAAUCAACUUUGACAAUGUGGGAGCCGGCUAUCUGGCUCUGUUGCAAGUGGCAACAUUUAAGGGUUGGAUGGACAUCAUGUAUGCAGCUGUGGACUCUCGGGAUUUGGAAGAACAGCCUAAAUAUGAAGUAAACUUGUACAUGUACCUCUACUUUGUCAUCUUCAUCAUCUUUGGCUCCUUCUUCACACUCAACCUUUUCAUUGGUGUCAUUAUCGACAACUUCAAUCAGCAGAAGAAAAAGUUGGGAGGUCAGGACAUCUUCAUGACUGAAGAACAGAAGAAAUACUACAACGCCAUGAAGAAACUGGGGUCCAAGAAGCCGCAGAAACCUAUACCUCGACCAACAAAUGCGUUUCAAGGCUGUGUCUUUGACUUCAUCACAAAGCAGGCCUUUGACAUCGUGAUCAUGAUCCUCAUCUGCCUUAACAUGGUGACCAUGAUGGUAGAGACGGAUGCCCAGACGAAAGAGAUGGACCAUAUCCUGUACUGGAUUAAUCUGGUCUUUAUUGUGCUCUUCACUGGGGAGUGUGUGCUCAAGAUGAUUUCACUGCGUCACUAUUACUUCACCAUUGGCUGGAAUAUUUUUGACUUUGUGGUGGUGAUCCUUUCGAUUGUAGGCAUGUUUUUAUCUGAAGUUAUCGAGAAGUACUUUGUGUCCCCGACACUGUUCCGAGUGAUACGAUUGGCCAGGAUAGGCCGAAUCCUCCGCCUUAUCAAAGGUGCCAAGGGCAUCCGGACGCUUCUCUUUGCCUUGAUGAUGUCACUCCCUGCCCUGUUCAACAUUGGCCUCCUCCUCUUUCUUGUUAUGUUUAUCUAUGCCAUUUUUGGCAUGUCCAACUUUGCUUAUGUCAAGCGGGAGGCAGGAAUCGAUGACAUGUUCAAUUUCGAGACCUUUGGGAACAGUAUGAUCUGUUUGUUUCAGAUUACCACCUCAGCUGGGUGGGAUGGCCUGCUGGCACCCAUACUUAACAAGAGGGACCCUGACUGUGAGAGCCAGCUGGAGCACCCAGGCAACUCCUACAAAGGCAAUUGUGGCAAUCCAUCAGUAGGCAUCUUCUUCUUUGUCAGCUACAUCAUCAUCUGCUUUCUCAUUGUGGUCAACAUGUACAUUGCUGUGAUCCUGGAAAACUUUAGCGUGGCCACUGAGGAGAGUGCCGAGCCACUGAGCGAGGAUGACUUUGAGAUGUUCUAUGAAGUGUGGGAACGCUUUGAUCCUGAUGCCACGCAGUUUGUGGCGUACAGCAAACUCUCUGACUUUGCAGAUGCUCUAGAUCCACCUCUACGCAUACCCAAGCCUAACAUGAUUCAGCUCAUCUCCAUGGACCUGCCCAUGGUGAGUGGUGAGCGCAUCCACUGCCUCGAUAUUCUGUUUGCCUUCACUAAAAGAGUUUUGGGUGAAGGCGGUGAAAUGGACAUGUUGCGCGGACAGAUGGAGGACCGCUUUAUGGCCUCCAACCCCUCUAAGGUGUCUUACGAGCCCAUCACCACCACGUUGCGCCGCAAACAGGAGGAAAUGUCUGCUAUAAUCAUCCAGAGAGCCUUCCGGCGCUACAUGAUCCGCCUGGCCAUGAAGAAGGCCUCAGCCCUCUACAAGGAGCAGUUGAAAGAGGGCAUGCAUGACCCUGACAAGGAUGUGAUGGUCAUCAGCAAGUUCAAUGAGAACUCCACGUCAGAGAAAAUGGACAUGACCCCCUCCACAGCCUCCCCGCCAUCAUAUAACAGUGUGACAAAGUCAGAUAAGGACAAAUACGAAAAAGAAAAUAGGGAAAGAGAAAAUAAAGCAAAAGACUUGAAAGACCGAAAGAAAUAGACUUCUUAAAAAGGAACAACAACAAAAAAAGAAUGCAUCAGAGACAUGAGGGAACUUUGUUUAAAGCUUAUAUAUAUAGGGGAUAUAUAGAUUCACAUUUGUGUUGAUUGUUCCAACAUGAGGAGUCUGUGCCAUGUAGGCAUGGAAUGGGAAUGUGGUUAUGUCAAUAUAUGGGGAAUACGAAAACAAACUGUCCAGCAGACACUGCCAGAGUUUGAGUGGGAAACAGAACAGCCUCUCUGCAAAACGCUUGUGAUUCUCCUAUUGGUUUUUGUUACUGACACACUUGAGUGUACUGUUAAGUUUUCUGUAGCUAGUGCUGCUGCUACUACUAUAAAUCCAGUGUCUUGAAUUUAACAAUCGCUGUAUCACUUAACAAUUGCUCCACAUUCUUCUGUGAAUUUUCCUUUCCAGUUUCCAGUUUCGUUUUUUAAUGCGAAAGAAUGUUUUCUACAUUGUUUUGUUUCAUUAUCGUGAGAAUGUGUCCACUGCUUUCACUGUUGUAAAAUCACCAAGGGCAGACUAAGUCAAUGCUGGAAAAUACAACAACCACCUGAAACUCGUACAAUGCAGGGUCAAUGCCAGAAUGCUCUUGGUUCAUACGGUAUACAAAGCUGAAAUAACGAACACGCCACUAAAGUGCAAUGAACAAACACAUUGCAUUUACUGAUGUACCAUCACUGAUUGUUGAAAUCUGUAUUGUUCCUAUUUCAGUAGAAAUUACAAGUCUCCAAAUACAGAGAAGCUGAAUGUAUGCAAGAAAAGGAAUGAGACGCAUUAAAGGAAACUUGUUCCUUGGGAAAUACUCUUGAUUGCUCUUUUAUAGAGAGUUUGAUGACAAAAUUGCUACCACUCCCAUUUCCAUCUGUUUAGUAUAAAGCUAGAGCCAAGGGAUUGUUAGCUGAACUGAGCAUGAAGGCCAGACUCGGGCUAAAAGUGUCAAACAUCUAGAUUUUUUGUUUGAGAAUGUAUGUAUAUAUAAAAUUGAGGUAAUUUUAGCAUACUAAUAAAAUAGCAGCAGAAGCCUUACACAAAUUCAUGUAUGGAAUUGAUAAAGUCUUUGUUAGUAAAUUUAACUAUAGUCCCAUCAAGCCAGAGCACAGUCACUGCAAAAAGGUUCCAGAUGAUGAUGUAUACACCAUCAGUUAUUCUCACUCAUGAAGCUAUAACUGCUAACUGCUGUGGUUUAAACAAGUGUGCCUGUCUAGUUUGUGCUGAUUGGCAUUUUUGGGUACAACUGUAUUGGAGGUGGUGUGCAUUAGUCUUGGAUUGGCACUGAAAUAAUAAUUGACACUGGUUGGGAGCACGGAAAACGAUUUGUUUUAUUUGGUCGUAUGUUAUUUUAAUUCAAAGUUAACAUUGUUUUAGGUGUCUUUGGUCCAAGACUAGGGUUUAAUGGGCAGUCCAGUUCCUUGUUUACCACUGGAGGUCAAGGAAACAUAUUGACACAAUUAUGAAUGGUUUCACAGCUGCCAAUCCCAAGCCUAAUCAAAUAUGACAAUUUAGCACAUAAGGCUAAUUAGCUUUUUUUUUUACCCCCUGUUUUUUCACGACGAAUACUUUAAUAUAGUUUUUAUAAUGGUUCAUGUUGGAUAAUGUUAAAGGCUUCUGGAAUAAUGUCAGAGUCAGGUUAGGAUUAAAAUAUUCUAAAUGACAACAGUUGGAACCCUCAUGUUCACGAUGGGUGUCAUCUUAGUUUUAUGCAAACCUCUUCAUAUAAAGUGUUACUGGACAUUGUUGACCUCCCUGAUUACUGUCUUCAUGCUAAGUUAAGCACAGUUCAUUAGUUUUUGUUUUUACCUCUCCAUAAUAUUACUUUAUUAGUAAAUGAUAAAGUUAAGUCCUGGUUUUAUCCCUUUUCCUCUACACAUUCUCUACACCUGUUAGUUCCUAUCCCAACCCCAUAUGUCGUUUCACUAGCUGGGCCCACGUCCUCAUUUUAGGUUUGGCAGCGUUUUUAGUAGAUAAAGGCGAAUGGCUUAAUUUUUUUUUUUUCUUAUAUCUUAUACAGAUAUAAGAGUGGUAAUAAUCUUCUCACUGGCUCUGGCAGUGAAGCAAAUAAGCACAUUUUCGCAAAACGCGUCUCUGAGAAUAACACUCAAACCUGCUCGUCUCACAGCGCAGUGUCUUUCACAUACGUUUGUCGUCCUCCCUUUAUCCUCCACCCCACUUCCUCCCAGAACUCCUUACGUAAUGAAAUAUUCUAAAAAGAUCUUUCUAACUGCUGUCAAGCUAGAACAUUACAAUAUAUCACAUUAAAGGUUGGUUAUAAUAUCACAGAUGUUUGUAUGCCAUUCAUGUUUAAAUUGAGCGUGUGAUUUAAUGUAGUGGUUUGGUUUGUAAAUAUUAUAGAUAUUUGGGCUCACAGUAUGCAUCACACAUUUGAUGUAUAAGAUGAAGCACUUUUUAUCCCCACUGCUAUGUAAUACCAUGUGUGACGGUCACAUUUGUGUGUGCGAGACAAAGGGCGAGUGUGUCUGUAUAUUUGUAUAUGUUUAUCUAUGUAAGAAUGGGACUGCGUGAAUGUAGGCAUCUAUCUCUUUAUGUGAGCGAGUGUGUCUGUGUGCAUUAGGGUCUGCAGGUUGCUUAUAUGCUAUUGAUUAUAAAUAACAUUUUCACUGUAGAUAUGAGUGCAUUUUUCCAGUCUUUGACGUUGAUUCACAUUUUUCUAGAAGAGUUUUUUUUUUCAUUCUGCACUGUAACCUUUGACAAUAUAAAAGAUGGACGUAACUGCUGUGACAUCAACUCAACAGUUUCCAAAGUUGCGAUUUGAAGCUUUGAGAUGAACGUUUCCACUGUUGCAGCCUUGGUUGCAAGAAAUUGGAUGUGAUGACAAACGGGUGGGUCUGACUAUGACACUGCUUGCUCAUUGGCUACUGACUGGUAAUUGACAAUUCAACUGAUGAGGUUUUUUGAAACAUGGUAUGAGCAAGUUUUACAAAUUAAUUCAUUUUUAUUUACCCAAAUCGAGCGACUAAGAUAAUGAACUCAGCAACAAAGUGUUUACAGAGCUCAAGAAAGAGCCCUUCACGGGACAGGAAGUGUUUUUUGCAACCGCAGCUAUCGUCAUCUGGUGGCCUUCAGAUAGAAUAUAGGUUUUUAGGCACUUCCACAUUGGCUUCAUUUUUUCUGACCAGGAAGCUAUGUCCAUCUUUUUUAUUGUCUAUGACUGUAACACAUGAUGAAACACAUGUAUGGUCCCCAUAUCUGUAGAUACAAACCAUGAAGCAAUCAGUAGCCAUCUUUCAUUGCGCUUGUAGUGUUUUAGUGAACUGCAUGCCAGAAGUGACUACUGUCCGCUCAUAUGGUAAUAUAAUUUCAAAGCCAAAAGAAUAAAGGACAUAUUUUUUGUAAAUGCUUGUUUAUUUUCUCCACUUCCUUCCUUGUCUUUUCUUUCAGGGUCUAAAAGUUUGCUCAUAUGUGUGUGCCAUCAGCUCUUUGAUCUGUGAUCUGAACCUGAAGUAUGAUUGCAUUACAGGUUUAACAGGAUCUUUCAUGUGAUUCAAGUACAUGUUACACCUGACUGUAUCGAUUUGCAAAAUGUGACAAGUGACUUUUUUUUUGUUAUAACCAAAGAUGUGGCAACUAAAAAGUAAACACCUAGAUUUUCAAAAUAAAA
This is a messenger RNA of Maylandia zebra (zebra mbuna), 10005 nucleotides long. Lineage: Eukaryota; Metazoa; Chordata; Actinopteri; Cichliformes; Cichlidae. The record is from RefSeq and is a predicted model, not a curated record.